Messenger RNA from Linum tenue, 969 nucleotides. The record is from the annotation of a GenBank genome assembly. NCBI's taxonomy places the organism in Eukaryota, Viridiplantae, Streptophyta, Magnoliopsida, Malpighiales, Linaceae.
AUGGAGUCCUCCUGGCUUAAAGGGUUGCUCACCAUUUCCACAGAAACCAUCAAAAUCAUCCCCAAAAAUCCAACCUUGAUUACCCAGGUAACCAUUCUCAUCCUCGUCUUCAACUCCUCAAUCUACUUCGUAUCCCUCGGCUUCCUCAGGCUACUGAUCAACUCCUUCCAAAGCCUGGCCAUCGACCCGACAAACAUCGACCGAAUCGGAAAGUCCUUGGCCUCCAUCAUCGUAUACGAGCUAAUCGUGGCGGUCAUCGUUUCACUAUCAUCCCUCUUCGUAGCAGCAUCUGCAAUUUUGGUUUCAGCCAUGGCACUCGGAGGAAAGCAGCCCACCACAACGGUUAAAGGCUUGUUUUUUAGGGUAAUAAGGGCCUGGAAAGGGCCUUUGGUCACUUGGGCUUACACGACCCUUUUCCUCUUGGGAUUCAUGUGUGUUCUGUUCCUGAUUGCUUACCCUUUCACCCUCGUGUUCUUGUCUAGUCUGCGAAUCUUGUCGAUCACAAUGAACAUGUUUGCGGUUUUGGGUUCGGUUUUGUAUUCUUACUUGCUAGUGGAUUUGAGUUUGGGCAUGGUCGGAUCGGUCGUGGAGCGAGAGAUCUGUGGGCUUGAAGUUAUAGGGAAGGCGGCCAGGAUUGGCAAAGGGAUGGAGCUACAUGGGUUUGUUGUGAAUCUGUUGUUUGGAUUGGUGGGUUGGGGUUUGUUGAAGUGCUUGGUUUGGGUUGGGUUCCGGUUGCCCGGGGUUGGGCAAAUGGCUUCUCCGGUCGGUUUGGCCGGUCUCGGGUGGCCGACCUCUGGCCAGAUCUUCCUUGGAUUGGUUGUGGUAAAUUUGUUUUGUUUGCUCAAGAUUCUGUGGUGGAUGGCUUACUGUGUUAUGUUCUAUGAGGGCAUGAAGAGGCAUGGUGAAGAGGUUGUUGAGUUGGUGGAGGAUUUGGAUUAUACUAAAGUGCCAAGUGUAAAUAUGGUCUAA